AUGGCUCCGAAGGGAUCGAAACAGCGGGGAGGAGGGGCGCCAAAGGGGAAUAAGAAGCGCGGAGAAGGUGCAGCUAGACGUAGGGAUCCUAUGCUAGAUGAGAGACAACAGCCAUUCCAGGCGGUGGUAGUUACCGAUAUUUUUGAGACGCGAUUUGAACCGUUCACACUUGAGAAACCGAGGUGUCUUCUACCCAUCGCCAAUACCCUCUUGAUUGACUAUACCCUUGAAUUCCUGUCCAAUGCCGGAAUGGAGGAGAUAUUGCUCUACGCCGGUGCGCAUGCGGAUAUGCUAGAAACUUAUCUCAACGACUCGAAGUGGAAGUCAGACAUAUCGCCAUUUACAAAAGUCCGGCUUAUCAGGACGGCAGCAACUACAUUUGGAGAAGUCAUGCGCGAUCUACAUGAGAAGCAUCUAAUGAAUGGUGACUUUCUGCUAGUCAACGGUGACGUUAUUGGCAAUAUCCCACUUGAGCAGGCGUUGAUCGAGCACCGAGCUCGACGAGAAACAAACCGAAACGCCAUCAUGACUAUGAUACUUAGAGAAGUCGGAGAGUCGAAUCGAGUUCGCAAGAGUGCCGAUGCGCCGUUGUUUGUCAUUGAUCCGACCAAGGAUCGAUGUCUGCAUUACGAAGAGCUUCCGUACCAUUCACAUGACGGGUACGAUCUACCGUCGAAUCUCGAGAUAGAUCCGGAACUCCUUGACGCACAUGCCGAGAUUGAUGUUCGAAAUGAUCUGUACGAUUGCCGCAUCGAUAUAUGUACGCCCGAAGUCCUUGGUCUGUGGGCGGAUAGUUUCGACUACCAGUCUCCACGUACCCAUUUUCUUCACGGCGUACUGAAGGAUUACGAGCUUAAUGGAAUGACAAUACACACUCACAUCUUGAAGGACCACUAUGCCACCAGAGUUCAAAAUCUGCACGCGUACGACCUCGUCAGUCAGGAUGUUAUAUCACGAUGGACCUUUCCAUUAUGUCCAGACACAAACCUAUUCCCUGGAUAUACAUACACAUUUAAGCGGAAUUUUGUCUACCAGGAACAGGGUGUUGUGCUGGCUAGAUCUGCAACCAUCCACAGCCGAACCGUCAUCGGAAAGGAUACAACUAUCGCAGAAGGCGCCGUUAUCACCAACAGCGUCAUCGGCCGAAGGUGCAAGAUUGGCAAAAAUGUUGUCCUUGACGGUGCGUAUAUCUGGGAUGAUGUGGUUGUGGGUGAAGCAACUGAGAUACGGCAUGCUAUUGUAGCCAACGGUUCAGUCAUUGGAGAUAAAUGCCGGAUUGAGCCAGGUGCUUUGCUGUCCUAUGGCGUCAAGAUCUCGAGUGGAACAUCUAUACCUGAGAGCAUGAGCAUUACCACAUUCCAGAGAGACCCAGAGCAGAAGAUCCCGAAUGAUGAGAAGCUUGUUGGUAAAGACGGUGAAGGGUUUGAGUUUGUGUCGGAAGAGGAUGAGGAUGAAGAAGAAGUCGAUUUCAUCCCUGGUUUAAUGUACAAUAUGGCUGAACUUUCGCUUUCGGAUGCAUCUAUAUCGACUCUCACGUCAGAAAAGACCGAGGACGGUGACUUUGCCUUCCGCUCAAGAUCUGACAGUGUCAGCACAACGACAUCUGACGACGAAGGACGGGACCAGUUCCACCACGAUGCCGUCUCUAGUGUCUUCGACGGCCUUAAGGAAGGUCUUAGCGCUGAGGUGGUGCAGCUCGAGCUGGUUGGUCUACGCAUGAGCGCCAACGCAUCUGAGCACCAAGUCCGUCGUGCCGUGGUCAUGGCGUUUAUGAAGUAUAUUCAGCACGUCACAGAAGCAGGCACUGUCGGCCUAGCUGAUUCUGUCCGAGAACUAUUCAAAAAGUACAAGGACACGGUUAUGCGAAUCGUAUUCGAUCACGACUCCGACGACAAACCUGACCAGGUAGACUUGUUGCUGCUUUUCCAGAAGGAUCUCACGGAGCGGAAUAAGGGAGGUAACAUCUUGCUUUUCACGGCGAAGGAGCUUUAUGACCUGGAGAUAGUGGAUUCAGAGGCCUUCUCGCAGUGGUGGGAAGACGAGCGGUCAACUGCCACGCCUGCUAUGGAGAGCGUCCGGACACAGACGAAGCCGUUCAUAGACUGGCUUGAAGCUGACUCCGAAAGUGGUGAAGACGAUGACGACGACGAGGACGACGAUGAAGAUGAUGACGACGAAGAUGAUGAAGAGGAAAGCGACUCUUGA
Messenger RNA from Nannizzia gypsea CBS 118893, 2205 nucleotides. RefSeq names its product translation initiation factor eIF-2B subunit epsilon. Gene Ontology annotation, molecular function: translation initiation factor binding; translation initiation factor activity; guanyl-nucleotide exchange factor activity. Gene Ontology annotation, biological process: biosynthetic process. Gene Ontology annotation, cellular component: eukaryotic translation initiation factor 2B complex. The transcript is spliced from 5 exons. NCBI's taxonomy places the organism in Eukaryota, Fungi, Ascomycota, Eurotiomycetes, Onygenales, Arthrodermataceae. Bases 1 to 2205 code for a protein of 734 amino acids. The record is from RefSeq and is a predicted model, not a curated record.